AUGCUGCCAACGCUUAGCAGGAUGGGCCUCUUGGGCAAGCUCUUCGGCGAGGCCGGCACCAAGAACAUCGUCACACUCUUUCAUAACCCCGCAUCCGCGUCAUCCGUGCGCGUGCUCAACCUGCUCAAGCAGGCUCAAGCCAAUGCCAGCACCACCACGACGAUUGACCAGGCGUCCGACAACUCCACGCAGGCCAAAGCCGAGCAAGCCGAGUUCACCUUCGAGGCCCAGGAAGAGCCACCCACAAGCGACCAGGUUGAGACGAUUCUGGAAUACCUGGGAGCUGAUAGCGCGGGCAAGGUCGUGCAGGGCGCGACGACCCAAGAGGAGGCGUUGAAGAAGUUUAAGAUGAAUGCGAACAGCUUCUCGAAGCCAUUGGUCGUGGAUUGGACCAGCGGCAAGGUUGUCGUCGGUGAUAACCAGUCAGAGAUUCUGCGCCUGCUGGGGCAGUCGCGCUCCUCGUAA
Molecule: messenger RNA, 465 nt
Organism: Lasiodiplodia theobromae
Lineage: Eukaryota; Fungi; Ascomycota; Dothideomycetes; Botryosphaeriales; Botryosphaeriaceae
Product: Fatty acid desaturase
Exons: 3
Coding region: 1-465 (154 amino acids)
Cellular component (GO): mitochondrion
Molecular function (GO): oxidoreductase activity
Source: RefSeq, a predicted model, not a curated record